AUGGCAAGACCUUAUUUUUCAACCAGUAAAACACAGCCUACAAAUAAGAUCAUCUUGGUUAGUGGAUAAAGGUGUGCUAUAAAUUGAUGUUGAACUUUAGCUUGUCCUCAGAUCAACCAACAAGGACCUAGAUUCCUGCAGAAAAGCAGUCUCUUAAUCCCAGGUAGUAAAAGUCAAUUUUGUUUCCUGCUGACAGGGAAAGUCUAUUGAAAUGAAUCCACUAGGGGAAACUAGAUUUACCUUCGCCCCCACCCCCCAUGUUAACCCUGACUUAAAAGGUUUCCUCCAGCCUCUUCUAGAAUGGUAAAAACCUUUGGAUUAUUUUGGCAGCGCAGUGGUAACGUUUCAGGCUGGCUACUUCCUUUCGGUUGCUAGGCACUUCGCCUUUCUCCCCAACAGAGGCUGUCAAGUGCUACUGCUGUUGCUGUUGCCGGUAGUGUUUGCCACACAUACCUGCUUAGCUCCUGGGAAAUGAUGAGAUUGAUGAUUCUCUCUCCUGGAAAACCUUUCAUCACAGAGAUUCAUCUCAGCACUAAAGGGCAGUAUUUAACGUCACUUCGCAAACAGUGGAGUAAGACUUUUGUAAAGAAACCUUGUGCAGCAUGGAUUCUCUACCAGAAGAAUUUUUUGUGAGCCAUCCCCAUGUGGAGGAUCAGAGAAAGGAAGAAACUGAGAAUAAGCCAGAAAAAUCAUCCGUUCAACUGGACAAACAGGAAAAGGACGUUCCUACUGAUCUUGUUCCUGUUAACCUACUAUUAGAAGUGAAGAAGUUAUUAAGUGCAAUUAAUACUCUACCAAAAGGUGUGGUUCCUCAUGUUAAGAAGUUCUUACAAGAAGAUUUUUCCUUCCAAACUAUGCAGAGAGAAGUUGCAGCUAACAGCCAGAGUGGUGAGGAAAUUGUUCCUGCUUUGACUUUACGUUUCUUGAUAACACAACUGGAAGCAGCACUCAGGAACAUUCAAGCCACUAAUUAUACUGCACGCCAGAUUAAUGUUGGUUAUUAUUUGACAUUACUGUUUUUAUAUGGAGUAGCACUCACUGAAAGAGGAAAGAAAGAGGAUUAUACAGAAGCUGAGAAUAAAUUUCUGGUGAUGAAGAUGGUGAUCCAAGAGAAUGAAAUUUGUGAAAACUUUAUGUCUUUAGUUUAUUUUGGACGUGGUUUACUGCGAUGUGCUCAGAAGAGAUAUAAUGGAGGACUGCUAGAAUUUCAUAAGGGCUUACAAGAAAUUGGAGAUAUAAAUGACCAUUGGUUUGACAUAGAUCCUACAGAAGAUGAAGAUUUACCUACAACUUUUAAAGAUCUUCUUAAUAAUUUUAUCAAGACAACUGAAAGUAAUAUAAUGAAGCAGACCAUUUGUAGUUACCUAGAUUGUGAACGAUCUUGUGAAGCUGACAUUUUGAAGAACACCAGUUAUAAGGGAUUUUUUCAGUUAAUGUGCAGUAAAAAUUGCUGUGUUUAUUUCCACAAAAUUUGCUGGAAAAGGUUUAAGAAUUUAAAAUAUCCAGGUGAAAAUGAUCAGAGUUUUAUUGCGAAGAAAUGUUUGAAGGAAGGAUGUACAGGUGACAUGGCAAGGAUGCUGCAAUGUGAUGUACCUGGAAUUGUUAAAAUUUUGUUUGAAGUUGUGAGAAAGGACGAAUAUAUAACCAUUGAAAAUUUAGGAGCAAGUUAUAAAAAGUUGGUAUCUCUGAAAAUAGCUGAUACUGAUAUAAGACCGAAGAUCAGUUUAAAAUUUAAUACAAAAGAUGAAAUGCCUAUCUUCAAGCUUGAUUAUAAUUACUUCUAUCAUCUGCUUCAUAUAAUUAUUAUUUCUGGUACUGACGUUGUUCGGCAAAUAUUUGAUGAGGCUAUGCCACCCCCUCUUUUGAGAAAAGAGCUUCUUAUACACAAGAAUGUGCUGGAAUCUUACUACAACCAUCUUUGGACCAAUCAUCCUUUGGGUGGAUCAUGGCAUCUGCUUUUUCCUCCAAACAAGGAGUUACCACAAUCCAAACAGUUUGACUUAUGCCUCCUACUAGCUCUCAUACAACAUUUGAAUGUGUUCCCUGCACCCAAAAACGGAUGGAAUAUGGAACCACCAUCUUCUGACAUCUCUAAAUCUGCAGAUAUCCUGAGACUGUGCAAAUACAGGGAUAUCCUCCUUAGUGAGAUCUUGAUGAAUGGUCUCACUGAGUCACAAUUCAAUUCAAUUUGGAAAGAAGUUUCAGAUAUUCUUCUGCGCCUUGGGAUGAAACAAGAAGAUAUUGAUAAAGUGAAGGAGAAUCCCAUUGAGAAUAUCUCCCUUGAUUACCAUCAGCUAUCCAUCUACCUAGGCAUACCCGUACCAGAAAUCAUACAGAGGAUGUUAUCCUGCUAUCAACAAGGAAUUGCUCUACAGUCAAUAACGGGCAGUCAGCGUACUGAAAUAGAAGAGUUACAGAACGAGGAAGAAGAACUAAGUCCACCUAUCAUGGAAUACAAUAUAAAUGUGAAAUCAAACCCUGAAAUACAGUUUGCAGAAAUUAAUAAAGAUGGGGCCUCAAUACCCAGUGAAUCUUCAACAGAAUCUCUUAAAGAUCUCCAGGAAGUUAAGAGUAAACAAAGGAAAAAGAAAAAGACUAAGAAUAAAAAGAAUACAGACUCAAAAGAAGAGCAAGUCCCAUAUGUGGUAGAAAACGAAGAGCAGUUGAAGAAAGAACAAGCAAAUCCACAGUCAGUCGGUGGCUUUUUAAAAGAUGACGCAAGUGAUAUUCAAGAGGAUUCUGCAACGGAAGACAAGUUUUAUAGCCUGGAUGAAUUGCAUAUUCUGGACAUGAUAGAGCAGGGCUCAGCUGGCAAAGUAACCACAGACUAUGGAGAAACUGAGAAGGAAAGGCUUGCUCGGCAAAGGCAGCUUUAUAAAUUGCACUAUCAGUGUGAAGAUUUCAAAAGACAGUUGAGAACAGUGACUUUUCGGUGGCAAGAAAACCAAAUGCAGAUUAAAAAGAAAGACAAAAUUAUUUCAUCUCUUAAUCAACAAGUGGCUUUUGGAAUCAAUAAGGUUUCCAAAUUACAGCGUCAGAUCCAUGCUAAAGAUAAUGAAAUCAAGAACCUUAAAGAGCAACUUUCCAUGAAGAGAUCUCAGUGGGAAAUGGAAAAGCAUAAUCUGGAAAGCACAAUGAAAACAUAUGUGGGCAAACUGAAUACAGAAACUAGCAGAGCUUUAACAGCCGAGGUGUAUUUCUUACAGUGUCGUAGGGAUUUUGGUUUGCUUCAUCUAGAGCAGACUGAAAAGGAAUGUCUCAAUCAACUUGCCAGGGUGACUCACAUGGCAGCAAGCAACCUAGAAUCACUUCAGUUAAAAGCUGCAGUAGACAGUUGGAAUGCCAUAGUGGCAGAUGUUAGAAACAAGAUUGCAUUCCUCAGGACACAGUACAAUGAACAAAUAAACAAAGUAAAGCAAGGAUUUGCCUUGAGUACCUUGCCUCCAGUUCAGCUUCCUCCUCCACCACCCAGUCCUGAGAUACUGAUGCAGCAGUUCUUAGGAAGACCCCUUGUGAAAGAAUCUUUCUUUAGACCCAUACUUACUGUUCCUCAAAUGCCUGCAGUUUGCCCAGGAGUCAUCUCUGCAACUGGCCAACCUAGAGCCCCCCUGAUGACUGGCAUAGCCUGGACUCUGCCAGUGCCUGUAGGAGAUGCUGUGCCCCCCAGUGCAGGUCUGGGGAGUGAUCCCUCCAUGAUGAAUUGGGAGAGAAUUACAGACAGGCUGAAAACUGCCUUUCCACAACAGACCAGAAAGGAACUUACAGAUUUCUUACGAAAAUUGAAAGACGCUCAUGGGAAGUCCUUGUCUGGACUGACAUUUGAUGAAAUUGUUUGCAAGAUUUCCCAGUUUAUUGACCCCAAAAAAUCUCAGAGUCAAGGAAAAUCAGUGUCAAAUGGUAAUUGUGUUUCACCUAGUCAUUCUCCAUCACAGCCUAAUGCUGCCCAGCCUCCAAAACCAGCCUGGCGGCCCCUCACUUCACAAAGUUCUGCCACAUGGGAAGGAGCCAAUAAGCCAGAUGAGGAAGAGGAGGAAGAAGAGCCUUGUGUGAUCUGUCAUGAGAAUCUGUCUCCAGAAAACCUUUCAGUUUUGCCUUGUGCUCACAAAUUCCAUGCUCAGUGCAUUAGACCAUGGUUGAUGCAACAGGGGACAUGUCCAACCUGCAGACUCCACGUUUUGCUACCAGAAGAAUUCCCUGGUCACCCUAGCCGGCAGUUGCCCAAGAUCUGAUAUAAGGUGGGGGGUGCCUAUGCAGGGGAAGCUCAGUUUUCAGACUCCAAAAUUUAGAUCUGCCUUUUAUUAUGAGCUGCUUGUGUAAGUGGUGUAAAGCUGUGUGCUCUUCAAUACAGUGCUAAAGAAGCCAGCUAAUCUUAUCAAAACAGCAGCCAAAGAAGUCAGGACAAAUCUUCAUGACUUGUGAACUGAACUGAAGGGGCUUGAAGCAGCUGGAAUUGUAAUAGUUACACUAUAUUUGCUCUUAUCUUAGUAGGUUUUUUUUUGUAAUGGAAACAUGAUAACUGUUAGUAUAUUUCUUAGGAUGUUUUGAUGUUUUUUCUUGUCUUUUUAAAAUUCUUAUUUCACUCAUCCUUUACUCUCCCCUCAAGUAUUCUACACUAUAAUUUUCUGAAAUAAAUUUAAGCAAGAGGAAAAGGGAAAUAGUAAGGAAGUAGGAAAAUCACACAGAAAUUCGUAUUCCUUCUAACUUUUUUUUUUUUUUUGAGACAGAGUUUUGCUCUUGUUGCCCAGGCUGGAGUGCAAUGGCGGGAUCUUGGCUCACUGCAACCUCCACCUCCCAGGUUCAAGCAGUUCUCUCGUCUCAGCCUCCCAGGUAGCUGGGAUUAUAGGUGCAUGCCACCAUGCCCUAUAUUUUUAGUAGAGACAGGGCUUCAUCAUAUUGUUCAUGCUGGUCUUGAAUUUCUGACCUCAGCUGAUCCACCCGCCUCAGCCUCCCAAAGUGCUGGGAUUACAGGCAUGAGCCACUGUGCCCAGCACCUCCUAACUUUUAAAACCUUCUUAAAAAUAUAAUUGACUUAAGUUUUAUCUCAAUAUUCCCCAUUCUUUUAUAUCCUCUUACAUAGGCACCCACGAAGAGAUUAUGAGCUACUUGAAGGUAGAGGGCAUACAGUGGUGUGUCAGAGCUGGCUUAUAAUGGUUUGUGAGUAGCAAUCAUUCGUUUGAGGAGUUUUGUGAGACAGUUGUCAAAUUGUUGGUAGCUUGAAAUCUGCCACAGUUGGAGGAUUUAUACCGUAGAAAUUGGUAAAUGCUCUAAGUGAAGACCCACCUUUCCCUCAAGAGCUAGUUGUGAAACCUUUACCAGCACACCAGUAGACCUUGUCUAAAACUUCUUUGUGUUCCCAGUGCCUUGCCCAGUAGCUACAGGAUAAAUUUUACCAGAAUCAGAAAUCAGGAAGUGGUAAGAAAAGGAGUUAAUAUGCAAACUAAAUUAUUCACUCAAUUGAAUAAUUGAGAUCUUCUGUUCCUUGCACUUUAAUCAUUUGCAUUUUGGAGAAAUUUUUUUUCUGCUUUAAAAGUCUGUAAUUUCACUUUCUUAUGUCAGAAGAGGGGAAAACUAUUUGUCCGUAGUUGCUUUUUGUGACAAAGUUAAUACACACUAAGAUAAGUUACAUGUCUAAAGCUUGUCACUAAGAAUUUUCAUUUUUAGGGGUAAAAAUCUAUUUUGAAAAUAGUGUGUGAAUUGUGUAAGUGUUGUACAUGUCUCUGGUUUCAGAAUUAAAAGAAUUCAGAGUUA
Callithrix jacchus (white-tufted-ear marmoset) is the source of this 5748-nucleotide messenger RNA. It is a transcript of the gene DZIP3, whose product is annotated as DAZ interacting zinc finger protein 3. Gene Ontology annotation, cellular component: cytoplasm. The record is from RefSeq and is a predicted model, not a curated record. Gene Ontology annotation, biological process: protein polyubiquitination. Gene Ontology annotation, molecular function: polyubiquitin modification-dependent protein binding; ubiquitin protein ligase activity; RNA binding. NCBI's taxonomy places the organism in Eukaryota, Metazoa, Chordata, Mammalia, Primates, Cebidae.